Theileria equi strain WA is the source of this 2637-nucleotide messenger RNA. RefSeq names its product heat shock family protein. NCBI's taxonomy places the organism in Eukaryota, Apicomplexa, Aconoidasida, Piroplasmida, Theileriidae. Bases 94 to 2637 code for a protein of 847 amino acids. Gene Ontology annotation, biological process: protein stabilization; protein folding; cellular response to heat. Gene Ontology annotation, molecular function: ATP hydrolysis activity; ATP binding; ATP-dependent protein folding chaperone. The record is from RefSeq and is a predicted model, not a curated record. Gene Ontology annotation, cellular component: perinuclear region of cytoplasm; plasma membrane; cytosol. The transcript has a single exon.
GCCACACUUUAAUAAAAAGGAGCCAAAUACAAAUAAUUUUGUCUACUAGUACUUUUGUUUGUGAAGAAUUGCAGUCCGAGGGUCUUUCCAAAUAUGAAAGUCACCAAACUUGCGCUGUUGCACAUAUUCUUUGUCUUUGUGCUAUACUCACCAUCUUUUGUACGCUACACAUUAUGCGAAGAAGAUGUUGAUGUUGAAGUAACUGAAACACCUGAAGAAAAGGAAGAAGAGGUAAAAUUGAGCGAAGAGGAACUCCUGAACCAAGCGGAGGAUCCAGUUCUACUCAGUGAAGAUGAUAUCUCAAAACUCUCUAAAACGGGAGAACACCACGAAUAUCAAGCAGAAAUUACUCGUUUGCUCGAUAUUAUCGUAAAUUCCCUCUAUUCAAGCAAGGAGAUUUUCUUGCGUGAGCUCAUCUCCAACUCCGCUGAUGCCCUUGAAAAAUACAAGAUAUUCGCACUUCAAAAUGACUAUGAAGACAAGGGUGAAGAGUUGAACAUAAAGAUCCGUGCUAUUCCAAAUAAGCGUAUUUUGACUAUUAUGGAUAAUGGUAUAGGUAUGACCAAACAUGAUUUGAUUAACAACUUGGGUACCAUUGCCAAAUCCGGAACCGCCAAUUUUUUGGAUGCACUUAAUAAAGGUGAAGGAGAUGCAAGUUUAAUUGGACAAUUUGGUGUUGGUUUUUAUUCUGCGUUUCUUGUUGCAGAUACUGUUAUUGUGCAGAGUAAGCAUUCCACUGAUAAGCAAUAUGUAUGGAAGUCAUCCGCUGAUGCAAACUAUGAACUUUAUGAAGACCCCAAGGGCGACACUUUGGGCGCACACGGUACCUUAAUCACCCUUAAACUCAGAGAAGAUGCUACAAAUUAUCUAAAGCCCGAUGUUCUCCAGGAUUUAGUUAAAAAGUACAGCCAAUUUGUCAAACAUCCAAUCAAACUCUAUAAGCUUUCAAAGGAUGGCGAUUCAGUCGACUGGGCGGUUGUAAAUGAUGUUCCUCCAAUUUGGACAAGGGACAAGACCACAAUUACUCCAGAAGAGUACAUUUCAUUUUAUAAGGCUAUUAGUGGACAUACUGAAGAUCCUUUGACCCACAUUCACUUUUCUGCCGAAGGUGAUGUUGAUUUCAAGGCUCUUUUGUACAUACCUGCACGUCCUGCAAAUAUCUAUUUUGACAGCAACUCCAAAGAACAUAAUGUCAAAAUUUACAGCAGAAGAGUACUUGUAUCUGAAGAGCUUCCAGACUUCAUUCCUAGGUAUUUGUUCUCUAUUUAUGGUGUAGUAGAUAGUGAUUCCUUCCCUCUCAAUGUUUCUCGUGAGCAUCUGCAGCAAUCAAAAUUGAUCAAGGUUAUUGGAAAAAAGAUUGUUCGUACAGUAUUGGAUACUCUUUUGGACUUGAUGAAAAAGAGUGACAAAUCUAAAAAGGCAUUGAAGGAAGAACUUGAAGCUGAGACUGAUGAAGAGAAGAAAAAGGAGAUUGAAAAGAAAAUCGCUCAACCAACAGAGUUUGAUAAAUUCUAUAGCUCAUUUAAGGGUGCACUCAAGGUUGGUUGUUAUGACGAUGAUGCUAAUAGGAAGAAGAUUGCAAAAUUGCUGAAAUACAAGACCUCAAAGCACAAGGAUACUGAAAUUACGCUGGAACAAUACAUUGCCGAAAUGCCUGAGAAUCAAAAGGAUAUUUAUUAUGCAAGUGGAGACUCAUACAAGGAGAUUAAAAACAUUCCACAUUUGCAGGGUUUUGUAAAGCGUGAUUUGGAUGUCUUGUUCUUGAUGGAUACCAUGGAUGAAUCCUGCCUAACACAGCUUAUGGAUUAUGAGGGUAAGAGGUUCAAAUCUAUUCAAAAGGGUGAAAUAUCAUUUGAUCUCACGGAGGAAGAAAAGGAGGAGGAAAAGAAAAAGAUUAAGAAAUACAAGCCACUUACAAAGGUUGCAAAGAAAAUGCUUCCAGAACUCUUGGACGUCAAAGUCUCUAGGCGUCUUACGGAUGAUCCUUGCACUGUUGUUGCUUCUGAAUGGGGAAUGACGGCCCAUAUGGAAAAGCUUGUAAAGUCUUAUGUAGUUCAUAAGCAAGAGGAUAGUUUUGAUGUUGCCUCAAAGUUCAACUCUAGAAUAUUAGAAAUUAACCCAGAUCAUCCAAUCAUGAUUGAGCUUUUGAAGCGUGCUAUCAAAGAUCCUGAAUCAUCGGAUCUUAAACGUUCUAUCUUACUAUUAUACAAUGCAGCAAAGCUUGCCAGUGGAUUUAUAGUGGAAAAUCCCAAAAACGUUGUCCAAUCCGCUUACAAGUAUCUCAACCAUAACCUCGGAGUGGAUGCCAGUUCCAAGCUUGAAGACGUGCAAGUUGAAGAAUCUGAAACUGAAGAAGAGAAACCAGAAGAUCCAGGCACACUCGAUAUUGAAAGACUUAUUGAAAGCAAUAACGUUGAGAUUGAUGAUGAGGUCAAGGAAAGUCUCAAGACACACCUCUACGAAUCUAAACAUCAAACUGAAGGCGAACCAUUGAACCUUGAUCAGUUUGAAAGUCUGAGCGAUGAGGAAGAAGAGGAUGACGAAGAUGAAGAUGAUGACGACCAUGAGCCCAAAACCCACGAAUACGACCCCAAAGAUUCACCAGUCACAGAAGAUAUUAUCACUGAUGAAUUGUAA